This is a messenger RNA of Pungitius pungitius (ninespine stickleback), 3341 nucleotides long. RefSeq names its product netrin 1b (gene ntn1b). Gene Ontology annotation, biological process: animal organ morphogenesis; substrate adhesion-dependent cell spreading; tissue development. The record is from RefSeq and is a predicted model, not a curated record. Gene Ontology annotation, molecular function: protein binding. Bases 129 to 1931 code for a protein of 600 amino acids. The transcript has 7 exons. Lineage: Eukaryota; Metazoa; Chordata; Actinopteri; Perciformes; Gasterosteidae. Gene Ontology annotation, cellular component: basement membrane.
UAAACGGGAUCGGUUGUGUCCCUCAUUCUGAGGAGUUGCGCUUCACUUUCAGACUGAGCGCUUUAUUUGGAGGUAGCGUCCCGGGUCUCUUUGCCUCCGCGCGGGUCCCCUGCGGUGCACGGAUUACCAUGCGAAGGAUUUUGGAGGUUUGGGUCGCCUUGGUGACAGUCACGGCGCUGACCGAGGGGGUCUCCGGAGGGUACGGGCUCAGCAUGUUUGCCGCGCAGUCUUCCCCGCCGGACCCGUGCUACGACGAGAACGGCAACCCCCGCAGGUGCAUCCCGGACUUCGUCAACUCCGCUUUUGGCAAGGACGUGCGCGUGUCCAGCACCUGCGGCGGCCCCGCAUCCCGGUACUGCGUGGUGGCCGAGAAGGGAGAGGAGCGGACGAGGGACUGUCACACGUGCGACGCCGCGGAUCCCAAGAAGUCCCAUCCCCCGGCGUACCUCACGGACCUCAACAACCCGCACAACCUCACCUGCUGGCAGUCGGAGAACUACGCGCAGUACCCGCAGAACGUCACGCUCACCUUGUCGCUGGGCAAGAAGUUCGAGGUGACCUACGUGAGCCUGCAGUUCUGCUCGCCUCGACCCGAGUCGAUGGCCAUCUACAAGUCCAUGGACUACGGCAAGUCGUGGGUGCCGUUUCAGUACUACUCGACCCAGUGCAAGAAGAUGUACAACAGGCAGAACAAGGCCGCGAUCACCAAGCAGAACGAGCAGGAGGCCAUCUGCACGGACUCCCACACGGACAUGCACCCUCUGACGGGGGGGCUCAUCGCCUUCAGCACGCUGGACGGCAGGCCGUCGGCGCACGACUUCGACAACUCCCCGGUGCUGCAGGACUGGGUGACGGCCACCGACAUCAAGGUGAUCUUCAGCCGGCUGCACACGUUCGGCGACGAGAACGAGGACGACUCGGAGCUGGCGCGCGACUCCUACUUUUACGCCGUGUCCGACCUGCAGGUCGGGGGACGGUGCAAGUGCAACGGGCACGCGUCAAAGUGCGUCAAGGACCGAGAGGGGAACCUGGUGUGCGAGUGCAAGCACAACACGGCGGGGCCGGAGUGCGACAGGUGCAAGCCGUUCCACUACGACCGGCCGUGGCAGCGCGCCACGGCCCGGGAGGCCAACGAGUGUGUGGCCUGUCACUGCAACCUGCACGCCCGCCGCUGCCGUUUCAACAUGGAGCUGUACAAGCUGUCGGGCCGGAGGAGUGGGGGGGUCUGCCUCAACUGCCGUCACAACACGGCCGGGCGCCACUGCCACUACUGCAAGGAGGGUUACUACAGGGACAUGACCAAGUCCAUCGCUCACCGGAGGGCUUGCAAAGCCUGUGAUUGCCAUCCAGUCGGGGCGGCGGGUAAGACGUGUAACCAGACGACGGGUCAAUGCCCCUGCAAGGACGGUGUGACAGGAAUCACCUGUAACCGCUGUGCCAAGGGCUACCAGCAGAGCCGCUCCCCCAUCGCCCCCUGCAUCAAGAUCCCAGUUGCAUCUCCAACGGCAACUUACACCAGCUACGAGGAGCCGUCAGACUGCGAGUCUCACUGUAAAGCCUCCAAGGGAAAGAUGAAGAUCACGAUGAAGAAGUACUGUAAAAAAGACUACGCUGUCCAAGUGCACGUGCUAAAAGGAGACAAGGCGGGCGAGUGGUGGAAGUUCACCGUCAACAUCAUUUCCGUCUACAAGCAAGGCGAGCACCGCAUCCGCCGCGGCGACCAGCUGCUGUGGGUGCGCGCCAAAGACGUGGCGUGCAAAUGCCCCAAGAUCAAGCCCGGGAGGAAGUACCUGCUCCUGGGCACGGACGACGACUCCCCCGGGCAGGGCGGCGUGGUGGCGGACAAGGGGAGCCUGCUCAUCCCUUGGAAGGACCUGUGGGGCCGCCGGCUGAGGAAGUUCCAACAGCGCGACAAGAGGGGAAAGUGCUAAAAGUUGGCAGAGGGGAACGCAAGAGCUUGAGGGGGAGAUUGAGGGAGAAAGGGGGAGGCUAAACAGCGUCUCCGCUGGGGAAGGAUGCGAUGAGGAGAGGCGGAAUGGGAAAAAAUUAAAAUAAACUGGAAGAAUAACAAGAUAGAAAGCCACAGGUGAGAAGUAGGCGAGAUGGGGGAAGGACUGAGUGCUGCUGCUCUGCGUUGGAGCGAAGAGAUUAGUGAUCCUUCCCUUUUGUUAUUUAGGACCUUUUGUGAAGGAACUCGUUCUACAGUCGCUCGCUUUCUGUUCGUCUUGUCCUGUCCUUGCAGAGUUUGCUCCUGAUGUUGCAGAUACUUCACACCCUGGCUAUUUUACCCACGAUGCCGUUGUUUUUUCAUGCCCCUUAGCAGUCGGUUUAAAGAGCAAUGCAUCUACUGUAUCAUUCUUUUUUGUAUUUUAGGAGGAUUUGUCUCCGCUGUGCCAUGUAAAGUCUUGCCAGGUUGAAUGUAGAGACUUUUUCUUGGCGUUGAGGAACUAUUAUGAGUUGCUCCUGUAAUCUGCCAAACUUUGGGUAUACUGUUAACAGUUAAAAGAUUGUGGAUUAACUUUGUUGGAAACCUUCUCUGCUCACAUGCAAGAGGGUCGCCUCAGAGAAACAACUUGGCUCAGUCGGCAGCAAUGAUCCCGUCUCUGCUUGGCGCUUACCAAGAGAUAUAUAUCUAUUUCUACAGAUAUAGUUAUAUCUAUAGAUAUAAAGAUAUAUCUAUAUAUAUAUAUAUAUAUAUGAACUGUAUGUUGAUGCAUGUAAAGUAACCGUACGUGCGUACAUAGAUAUUAUGAUGCUAUAGAGAUAUAGAGUAGAUGUGUCAACCAUGCACUUAUUUUUACUAGUUUUAGGACAUAUGAGAUAUGUUCACCAAGAAAAAAAAACAUACGUACUAUUUGAUGCAUACAAAAAACCCUGUACAGUUCAAACCCUGCUAGCCUCACUGAUACAACAACUACAGUUUGGAAUAAUGUUUAUUCUGUAAUAUAGACCUAAAUAAAAGUUGGAUGUCCCAACGGAUGAAGUGAACCAUCACUUCAUUUAUAAAAAAAGAGAAGAGAUUAUUGAUCAAGCAACACUGACUCACGUAUGCAUGCUCACCAUUUAUGUAGCUGACUACUAGCUAACAAUGAUUGUGAAUUAUGUACACAUUUGAUUUGUAUACAGUUUUCAAUGUUGUGGGAAGAUAACCUGUGGAGUGAUGAAAUAUCACAGAUGAUUGUUGUGUCAAAUGUUCCCUCGGAGCGACCUCUGAGGUCUCCACUGUCAAGACUUGGUACUCAACAUGAAGGCACGAUUGUCUGCGUGUUAUAUAGCUGUAUAGGAUUACUUUUUGUUUUGUUACACAUUAACCAGAUCUAGUGAACUGAAACCACGUUUUU